Messenger RNA from Ornithodoros turicata, 2232 nucleotides. RefSeq names its product neprilysin-1-like. Gene Ontology annotation, biological process: protein processing. The record is from RefSeq and is a predicted model, not a curated record. Gene Ontology annotation, molecular function: metalloendopeptidase activity. The transcript has a single exon. Bases 1 to 2232 code for a protein of 743 amino acids. Lineage: Eukaryota; Metazoa; Arthropoda; Arachnida; Ixodida; Argasidae. Gene Ontology annotation, cellular component: plasma membrane.
AUGCGGAAACAACUAUGCGCUGUGUUCACUUGCAUCUGGAUCAGCUUCUUGCUCGGUAUCCUUUGCACCGUCCUCACGAUGCGUCUCAAGGUACAGACAGAGGCUUCCUUGAAGGCCCUAGCCCAGUACUUCCGCCAGCAACCGCCGAACGCGGUACACCAGUCGGUCUCGCACGAGCCCGAACUCAACGAAGACUCUGAAUGUGACAGUGCAGCCUGCAGAUGGCAGGCGGACUACCUCUGGGGACGUCUUAACGUCUCGGUCGACCCCUGCGACGACUUCUACUCGUUUGUCUGCUCCGCGUCCUGGUUCAAAACGCAGACGAUUCAAUACCAGCCUUUCACGCAGUUCGCCACUGCUCAGCUCAUGUCAGACGUUGACGACGUCCUUUCGCGACACCUGGCGGCGUCGAGCGAUAGCUACGGUUCUUGGAGCUUCAUGUACCAAUCUACCGAAUUACUGAGAAUCUGCACGUACACUGACAUUCGCGAAACGACUUGGGAUGGCUUGAGAGACGUCUUGCAAGACAUAGGCAUCGGAGGUUGGCCGUACGAGAAGGCUCCAAGGAAUGUAAGCAUCGUUUCGGUGACCGCAAAAAUGGAGCGAAACUUCGGCUUCAGUCCUUUUGCAGAAGUGGUUCUAGUCCAAGAUUUCGUGGCAUCGUUCCAUCAGAUUCAUUUGAUCCCUCCUCACACGCUGCUAAGAAGGUUCGUUCUGCAUCGAAACUUGACGGGUGUCCCCGUUUCGACUUACGAAGCGAGAUUGAGUAAAGUGUUCCAAAAGUUCGGCACCACGGCGAACGCCAGUGUAAGAAUCGCCAGCGACAUCGUAGCGUUCGAGAAACUUCUUGAGUCGAUCAACUCCGUUGACGCACUACCGAUAUACGAGAAGAUCAAAGUCGGCGAACUCUGGAACGGAACCAAGUGGAAUUGGAAGGCGUUUCUGGACGUCGUCUUCAGCGACGCCAGGAACACCUCGGAAGACCUGGUCAUAUGCGUUUGCUGUGCGUUCUUCAAGAAGCUGCCAUUGGUUAUUGAAGAGACACCGCUGCUAACUACGGUCAACUAUAUCGGAUUGAGAAUAGUUGCGCUGUUGUCCCCGAUGCUUCCAGGGUGGAACCCGCUUCUGAUGCUGCUGAGCCACGAGUACUCCGGCCUGAGCGGCAUCCCCGACCGCGUACUGUCCUGCAUGGGUCUCCUGGAAAGGGUCUAUCGCUACGGCACAGCGAUGCUGGCGCGCAUGUCGCUUUCCAAGAACUUCCCCAGCGUCUAUAGGACUCACUACGACAAGGAAGUCAUGCAACUCGUGCGCUCUCUGAUGCGAUCUUUACUCCGUCGUACCGGAACCAUAUCCUGGAUGGCUGAAGAACGCGAGAAGACCAUCGCGGCAGUUAAGUUCCAGUCGAUGACUCACGAUAUCUUCGGGACAGCUCCGAGUCUUUACUGGCCCGCUCUCUACUACGGCAUUGCGUCACCACGACUCAACGAAAGUGAGCCGCUGAAGAGUUACGCGAAGCUCUUGAAGCACACCAGGAAGAUAUACUUUGCCUCCAACUCUCCCAACCUGGACUUCGACGCCAAGUACCCAGGUCGCGUCUUCGAGCCCAAGGCGGUCUACUUCCACCUGAGGAACGUGGUGUUUAUACCGCAAGCCAUCGUUGGGUUCCUGAGCCACGUCUCUAACGUGAUAGACAGCGGCUUCGUCCCUGUGGUUGGAAGGCCGAUACUGGAGGGCGUGCUGAGGGCCAUUGACGAGUUCGGCGCGUACGUCGACGAGAAAUUCGGGCUGGGGCUCUGGUGGGGCGACAAGACCUCGACCAAUUUUAAGAAUUUGAAGAGCUGUUUGAUUGACCAGUAUGCGCGCAUGUACUGGCCCAAUGCUGAUAUGAGGAACUGGGAGCUUUACGUCGACAUAAACAGAAUCGUCCGCGAGGUGGCUCUCUUGUCUCCACUGUACGACUCCUUCCUGGAGCGCGCGCCUUCGCGCUUGAAAAUGAAAGUGAGCAAGCAUAAGGUGCUGGACGCGAGGACGUUGUUCUUCGUCAACUACGCGCUUUCAACGUGCGAUCACCAUCCACGCAGCGACAUAAUGCGCUUGCAGAAGAAGCUGAGAAUUGUGCCUAGCGCCGUCUUGACCAACUUGGCGCUGAUGAACUUUGAGGAGUUCGCCAGAGUGUUUCGCUGCAAAGUCGGGGCUAAGUUGAAUCCUGCGGCGAGAUGCAACUUCUGGUGA